Molecule: messenger RNA, 3261 nt
Organism: Trifolium pratense (red clover)
Lineage: Eukaryota; Viridiplantae; Streptophyta; Magnoliopsida; Fabales; Fabaceae
Product: chloride channel protein CLC-c-like
Exons: 8
Coding region: 512-2911 (799 amino acids)
Biological process (GO): transmembrane transport; chloride transport
Cellular component (GO): plant-type vacuole membrane; intracellular membrane-bounded organelle
Molecular function (GO): voltage-gated chloride channel activity
Source: RefSeq, a predicted model, not a curated record
UUUGGUAUUCCUUUCAUUGCCCCUCAUAAUUAUUAGUAACAUUGCAAUUUUGAACUUAGAACAUGUUAAGACCCGUUUCCUUAUUUAUAUACUCAAACGAAUCAAAUUUAGGAUAAGAACAACCUGAAAGUGAAAAUUCCAAAUCUAUCUUCAGGUAUUCAAUAAUAGUCCUAUCAUUUUUCCUUGUAUUGUGGACAUUUAAAACCAAUUUAUUCAAUUUUCCAAACAAAAAAAAAAACUUAUUUAUUUUUCCUUAAAUUAGUCAAAUUUUGUGGUAGCUGUUCCAUGUGAGACAGAGAGAGAAACGUUGUCCUAGUGAACUGUUUAAGAUUGUUGUAUCACACAUGUUUCAUCAAACUAUAGAGAGUUUUUUGACUUUGUGCAAAGUGAUGAUAUAACUUUAAUCUUUUUGUGAUCUUAUGAAUUGGAACACUUCAGAAGCAUUAUUAUUGGUUAUUGCAAAGUAAAGCUUUGAAGAUUUUGAGUUCAAGUUCAAAAGCUGCAAUUUUCAAUGACUAUUUUUGAGAAAUCAUCAAGUGAAGUUCCUGAGAAGAUGGAUAAAGAAGAAAAUUUAAACAAUGGUGAGGAUGUUCCUGACAUCGAAAACGAUGGUAGCUUGAAUGGCAAUGAUGAGGAAAUUGGAAGGUAUUGGGCGCAGUAUUCUGAAAGGAACAUGACAUAUGAAGAACCACUUCUUGUGAAGAGGAUUAACACUACCUCUCAGAUUGCUAUAGUUGGAUCCAACCUUUGCCCUAUCGAAAGCCUUGACUAUGAGAUUUUUGAUAAUGAAAUGUUUAACCAGGACUGGAGGUCCAGGAAGAAGGUUCAGAUAUUCCAAUAUGUGGUACUUAAAUGGGUAUUUGCUCUUCUUAUUGGAGUAGGAACUGGACUUGUUGGUCUUUUCAAUAAUAUUUCUGUUGAGAACAUAGCCGGUUUCAAGCUGCUUCUCACAACCAGUCUCAUGUCUAAACAAAGAUUUCUUGAGGCUUUUCUAGCAUAUGCUGGUCUGAAUAUGGUUUUAGGAGCAGCGGCUGCAGCACUCUGUGCUUUCAUUGCGCCAUCAGCAGCCGGCUCUGGCAUUCCGGAGGUUAAAGCGUAUCUCAAUGGCAUUGAUGCUCACUCUAUUCUGGCUCCAAACACCCUUUUUGUCAAGAUUGUUGGUUCGAUCCUUGGAGUGUCAGCUGGAUUUGUAGUGGGAAAAGAAGGACCUAUGGUUCAUACAGGAGCAUGCAUAGCUUCAUUUUUGGGACAGGGCGGAUCUCGAAAGUAUGGUUUGACUUUCAGUUGGCUUAGGCAUUUCAAAAAUGAUAGAGACCGGCGAGACAUGAUUACUUGUGGGGCAGCUGCUGGUGUUGCUGCCGCCUUUCGAUCUCCAGUAGGCGGUGUCCUCUUUGCCCUUGAAGAGGCAGCUUCUUGGUGGAGGAGUGCUCUUCUUUGGAGAACAUUUUUUACUACAGCAGUAGUUGCUAUUGUUUUAAGAGCUGGAAUUCAGUUUUGUUCAACGGGAAAAUGUGGACUAUUUGGUGAAGGCGGUCUUAUAUUGUAUGAUGUUGGUUCAGCCCAAGUAUCAUAUAGUGCUGGUGACAUAUUGGCGGUAAUAGUCUUGGGAACUAUUGCCGGUAUUCUUGGAAGCAUAUAUAAUUUCCUUGUCGAUAAGGUCGUUCGUACGUAUAGCAUCAUCAAUGAAAAAGGUCCAUUUUUCAAAAUCUCUCUUGCUGUUGCAAUUUCUCUUUUGACAUCAUGCUGCUAUUAUUUCUUACCAUGGAUUGCAACCUGUAUCCCUUGUCCUUCCGAUUCGACGGUGACUUGUCCCUCUAUUGACGAGUCUGGAGAAUACAAAAGCUUUCAAUGUCCACCAGGCUACUACAACGAUCUCGCUUCCCUCUUUCUAAACACCAAUGACGAUGCUAUUCGUAAUCUAUUCAGUCCGAAGAUAAACAAAGAGUUUCAUAUGUCAAGUUUAUUUAUCUUCUUUGCUGCCGUUUACUUUCUUGGAAUACUCACUUAUGGUAUUGCUGUUCCAUCUGGACUUUUCAUUCCUGUGAUACUUGCCGGAGCUGCUUACGGUCGUGUUCUCAGUAGACUCUUUGAACCAAUCACCCAACUCGAUCGAGGACUCUUUUCUCUCCUAGGAGCUGCCUCUUUCCUCGGUGGAACCAUGAGAAUGACAGUCUCAAUCUGUGUUAUAUUACUUGAACUCACUAAUGAUCUAUAUUUACUUCCACUUGUGAUGUUGGUCUUAUUAAUCUCGAAAUCUGUGGCUGAUAUUUUCAACAAAGGUGUCUAUGAUCAAAUAUUGAAAAUCAAAGGACUUCCUUAUUUGGAAGCACAUGCCGAACCUUACAUGAGAAACAUAGCUACGCGUGAUGUUGUCUCAGGUCCAUUAAUGGCCUUUUCUGGCAUCGAAAAGGUCGGGAAUAUCUUACAUGUUUUGAAUACUACAGGGCACAACGGAUUUCCGGUCAUUGAUGAACCGCCUUUCGUGGAUGCACCAGAGUUGUGUGGACUCGUACUGAGGUCUUAUUUACUAGUUUUACUAAAGGCGAAAAAUUUUACAAGUGAGAGGGUUUAUGCGGAUCAGAGUAUCUUAGAAAAUAUUUCUGUGUUGGAUUUUGGAAAGGCAGGAUCCGGAAAGGGAGUUAAACUAGAGGACUUAGAUAUCCAAGAUGAAGAUUUGGAUAUGUAUGUUGAUCUACAUCCGAUAACUAAUACAUCUCCGCACACUGUGGUUGAGACAAUGUCACUUGCUAAAGCUGCUAUUAUUUUCCGCCAACAUGGACUCAGGCACAUGUGUGUUGUUCCGAAGAGCCAAGGGAGACCUCCAAUUGUCGGGAUUCUGACGCGCCACGAUUUCAUGCCUGAACAUGUUUUGGGACUUUACCCUGAUAUCAAGCAUCACAAAUGGCACUGAGAAAGGAAUCUCAAUGACAAAGUAAUUCUUUCUUCUUGAUUGGAGUGCUGCAUUCUAUACAGUGAGUUCAAUAGUUCUUCAUAGAACCCUUGAAGCAAAAUUUCUGCUAAAAGAUGCAGCUGCUGCAUAUUUUUUAUGGGGAGGGGUGUAUUUAGCAACCUUGUAAUAUUUUGUUCAUAUCUUAUUUUCAUAAAGUCAACACCAAUCAUGCUGCAGUACACUGGUAAUAAAAAUUUCUUGUUUUUUAAGCCAAUGGAUUUGGUUUACUGGUGAGCGGUUUGGAUAGAAUGCAUGAGAUCAUAGGUUUAAACCUCAUUGGCUCCAAUGUAAAAAAAAUAAAAUCUUGUUCA